AUGGGACAAGAUACCAAUAUGCUAAACGCCCACCAACAGUUGGUCAGGACCGCCUCAGGGAGACCAGGGCAAGACACACCACAGCAGGCUCCAGGGACGGCCACACGUCUGCUCAAGCUUCUCUCAAGCAUCCCCCAAGCUGAGCAGGGGAGUCUUGGGAGCAGUGAUGGUGUAAUUCAGGGCCAGCAGCAGAGGUCUCAGAGCGCAGGGCAGACGACAAAGAAGGACCGGAGGCUCAGGGGCCGGAACAAGAAAGGGCAAGGCUCUGCUGAGGCUGAGGAUCUGGUCCCCUCUCCUCCUCGGAAACCCUCCUUCCCCUUCCAGUGGGCCUGGGAGAGCUUCACCACAGAUGGCCGGUCUCCGCUUCAGCCGGGCUCCGCCUCGGCCCCUGGCCACCAAGCCCUGCCCUUGCCCCCAGCGGUCCAUCGGCACAAGUCCAGGCGCAAGUCCACGGCCAACAUCCCGGAGGCCCAUGGCUUCUGCUGGAAGACAGAGGCACCAGAUCUGGAGAGGAGACAGAAGCUCAGGGCCUGUAGCUGCAUCCCCAUCCCUCCUGGCAAAGGGGGGAGCCAAGAGCCGGAGCUGCCUGGGAAGAGCUCAGGAUCGGGGUCGGAGGCCGAGGAGGCCGAGCCGGAAGGCCUGGGCCCUGAGGAGGCCGAGAGGGCUCUGAGACCCGGGGAACCGCCCCAGCUCCCCAGAAGGGGGUCGAUCUUGGAGGAGGAGCCAUUUGCAGAGGCCAUAGACGAGGCUGAGGAGGGGGAGCACAGGGUCCCCCAGAGAAGGAGGGCUAGUUCUCAAAGAAAGGGGCAGAAUUCUGGUGAGGAGGCCUGGGACGAGAGUGAAUUGCGGAGCCAGGGGAGCGGCUCUGGCUCCAACAACCUCCGAGGACCACAGAGGAGGAGGCCAAGGGCCAGGGAGCUGGAGGGGCCGUGGAACCUGGAGAAGCUGCAGAGGCAGCUGCAGCAGGACUUGGACUGUGGUCCCGAAAAGCUGCCCUGGAAGCCAUCGCGGGCUGCUGUUCAGCCCUCCCGCUGGAGCAGGAAGGCCCAUGCCUUGGGAGCUGAUGAGACUUUCCUGUUUGCAAACUUCCCUAACCGCACCUUCCAAAAACGACAGGAGGCCACCAGAAACCGGCUGCGGGCCUGGGAGCAGCAGCAGCAGGAGAAGCAGCAGCAGGCCGAGCUGCGGCGGGCCCGGGAGCAGCAGCUACAGCAGCGGGUGGCUCACUGCCUGGCAGCCUACGUACCCAGAGGGAGCCGGGGGCCGGGGGCUGCCCAGCGCAAGCUGGAGGAGCUAAGGCGCCAGGAGCGACAGCGCUUUGCUGAGUACCAGGCAGAGUUGCGAGCUAUCCAGCAUCGGGUGCAGGCCCGGCCCUACCUGUUCCAGCAGGCCAUGCAGCCUCACUGUGUCCUCAGCAGCCCAGGUGAGGGAGGAACCCCGCUUCUCUCUCCUCAGGCCAAUGCCCGGCUCACUGUGACCCGGCGCUUCUCCCAGGUGCUGUCGGCACUGGGACUGGAUGAGGAGCAGCUGCUGGCUGAGGCAGGAAAGGGGGAUAUGGAGGGCACCCCCAGGAAACCCAGGAGCCACAGGUCACUGGGAGUGAGAAUGGAGCACUCUUCUCAGAGUCCCCCAAAGAAAGAACCCACUGGCAGCCAGCCUGACAAGCGCUCCGCCCCAAGCCCAGACCGAGAGUCCAGUCCCUGA
Messenger RNA from Mesoplodon densirostris (Blainville's beaked whale), 1704 nucleotides. It is a transcript of the gene TSGA10IP, whose product is annotated as testis specific 10 interacting protein. NCBI's taxonomy places the organism in Eukaryota, Metazoa, Chordata, Mammalia, Artiodactyla, Ziphiidae. Gene Ontology annotation, biological process: cilium organization. Gene Ontology annotation, cellular component: ciliary basal body; photoreceptor connecting cilium; cilium. Bases 1 to 1704 code for a protein of 567 amino acids. The record is from RefSeq and is a predicted model, not a curated record. The transcript has 8 exons.